Miscanthus lutarioriparius is the source of this 1455-nucleotide messenger RNA. The record is from the annotation of a GenBank genome assembly. Lineage: Eukaryota; Viridiplantae; Streptophyta; Magnoliopsida; Poales; Poaceae.
AUGUCCGCGACAAAAGCGCCGCACGUCGUCAUGCUGACAAGCCCCGGGAUUGGGCACGUCCUCCCUAUGGCCGAGCUCGCGAAGCGCCUCGCCGAGGACCACGGCUUCACCGCCACGAUCAUCACAUACUCCGGCAUGUCCUCGCCCAGGCACGCCUCGGUGUUCGCCUCCCUACCGGCAUGCGUCACCACGGCCGCGCUCCCCGCCGUGCCACUAGACGACCUCCCCGCCGACGCCCGCAUCGAGACCCGCAUGCUCACCGUCGUCACCCGGGUCCUGCCGCACCUCCGCGCGCUCCUCGCCGAGCUCGUCAGCGCCCACGACGUCGUGGCGUUCCUGGCCGACAUGUUCUGCGCGCAGGCGCUCCCGCUCGCCGCGGAGCAAGGCGUGCCGCCCUACAUCGCCUUCCUGUCCGGCCUCGCGACGCUCGCCUUCAUGCUCCGCCUGCCGGAGCUCCACAGCACUACCACCUGCGCGUACCGCGACCUCCCGGAGCCCGUUCGGCUGCCUGGCUGCGUGCCGCUGCGAGGCGAUGACCUCCUCGACACCGUAAAGGACCGCUCCAACCCCGCGUACGCCCUGCUGGUCGAGAUGACGCGGCACCUAAUCCUCGCCGACGGCUUCGUCGUCAACACCUUCGACGGGAUGGAGCACGACACCAUAACCGCGUUCCAGGAGUUGUCCGACGAAGGUGUGUAUCCUCCUGUCUACCCAGUCGGCCCGUUUCUCCGGGCGUGCUCCGAGGACGCGGAAGCCGUGCACGGCUGCCUGCGGUGGCUAGACGACCAGCCGGACGGCUCGGUCCUGUACGUCUGCUUCGGCAGCGGCGGCGCGCUGUCUGUAGAGCAAACCGCCGAGCUCGCCGCAGGGCUGGAGGCGUGCGGGCAGAGGUUCCUGUGGGUGGUGAACUUCCCCAGCGACAACGACAGCAGCGCGAGCUACUUCGGCGCGGCGAGCCAUGGAGGCGGCGACGACGACCCGCUGAGGUUCCUUCCGGAGGGGUUCAGCGAGAGGACCAAGGGCGUCGGGCUCUGCGUGCCGAUGUGGGCGCCGCAGGUGGAGAUCCUGCACCACCGCGUCGUUGGAGGGUUCCUGUCGCACUGCGGCUGGAACUCGACCCUGGAGGCCAUGGACGCGGGCGUGCCGAUGGUGGCGUGGCCGCUGUUUGCGGAGCAGAGGAUGAACGCGGUGCUGCUGGAGAAGGCCGGGCUGGCGCUGCGCCCAGCGAGUCCGAGGGGCGAGGUGGUGUCGCGCGAGGAGGUGGCGGCAGUCGCGAGGGAGCUGAUGGUGGGGGAGAAGGGGAAGGCCGCGAGGAAGAAAGCGACAGACAUGCAGAUGGCGGCCGCUGAAGCGCUGGCGCCGGAGGGACCGUCACGCAAGGCGCUCGCGGCGAUCGUGAACAAGUGGAAGUGGGGCGCUCACGGUGGCAUAGCAAACGGAACGACUGCACUCUGA